CUCCUGGGUUAGGAAGGGGUCACACGGCAGGAGGGAGCCUAGAGGAGAGAGCCUAGAGGAGAGAGGAGCCAUCCUUUAUAACAGAAAAUAAACAUGUUCCUGACCAAUCUACUUCUUCGAAAAGGAAUUCCUGGCCGUCAGUGGAUUGGAAAAUACAGGCGACCCAGGCAGGUUACCUGGCAGAUGAAAAGAGGAGUUAUUAAGCGUCUGGAGAUAGAAGCAGAAAAUGAAUACUGGAUAAGCCGGCCAUAUAUGACCAAAGAGCAAGAGUUCAAUCAUGCGAAAGAGAGAAGACUUGCAACGUUUGAGGCCGUUAGGAAUGCGCAGGUGGCCAAUUUCCCUGAACACAAAUAUUUAGAAGAACACUUAAAUCAUUUGAAUGUGACCAAAAAAUGGACUACUAGCUAA
Messenger RNA from Pelobates fuscus (common spadefoot toad), 408 nucleotides. RefSeq names its product mitochondrial ribosomal protein L57 (gene MRPL57). Gene Ontology annotation, cellular component: mitochondrial ribosome. The transcript has 2 exons. Gene Ontology annotation, biological process: mitochondrial translation. The record is from RefSeq and is a predicted model, not a curated record. Lineage: Eukaryota; Metazoa; Chordata; Amphibia; Anura; Pelobatidae. Bases 94 to 408 code for a protein of 104 amino acids. Gene Ontology annotation, molecular function: structural constituent of ribosome.